Messenger RNA from Hydatigera taeniaeformis, 441 nucleotides. Lineage: Eukaryota; Metazoa; Platyhelminthes; Cestoda; Cyclophyllidea; Taeniidae. The record is from the annotation of a GenBank genome assembly.
AUGUCUGCACGUGGUGGUGAAAAGUGGAGGAAUGGGUGGGUUAUUCUCACUAAUUACUUUCAUGGCACCAAUGUUUUCCAUUCGGCAUGGAUGAUCUCACUUUUGUCCCCCGGAUGCAUCUCGCCUCCUCCACCUCCUCUUCAAGUCCUCUGUUCUCUGUCGCCGCAUCCGUUUCAGCCGCUUCCAUCGCCCUCUGCCUCACACAUAGCUUUGGUUCGCACCUCCUCCUUCUUCCACUCCCCCUGCCCCUCCUCCACCUUCUCACCCUCCUGUGCCUCCACCUCCAUCUCCACUUUUGACCACUGCUACCUACUCAUCUUUCCAACUGGCCAAUCGUCUCUCUUGCAGCACAUUCCGUGUUCCCAACAUUUCCAUCCAUUUCCUAGACCCCAUUGGCGAAACCACGCGGUGUGUAAUGGGGAGGUACGCGAAUCGAUUUGA